Medicago truncatula (barrel medic) is the source of this 1529-nucleotide messenger RNA. RefSeq names its product anthranilate phosphoribosyltransferase, chloroplastic. The record is from RefSeq and is a predicted model, not a curated record. Gene Ontology annotation, molecular function: anthranilate phosphoribosyltransferase activity. NCBI's taxonomy places the organism in Eukaryota, Viridiplantae, Streptophyta, Magnoliopsida, Fabales, Fabaceae. Bases 78 to 1262 code for a protein of 394 amino acids. Gene Ontology annotation, cellular component: cytosol. Gene Ontology annotation, biological process: L-tryptophan biosynthetic process. The transcript has 10 exons.
GAAUAUUUACCAACCAACACAAAACUAACGUAAUAAAUACCAGCACUACCGUUACGCCGCAACACACUAAUAAAUCAAUGGCUCAAUCUAUUUUCUCAUCCACCACAUUUUUUCCCUCUUCUUCCUUCCCUCAUCGGCGCCACCUUCUUCCGCCCAAUCUCCGAACAUCUUCUCCGAUUCGCAGAAUCACUUCCAUUGUCAAUGCCACCGUCUCUCCCAAUGUUGUUACUCCCGUUCAAUCUGUUACUCAGCUAAUCGAAUCGCUGAUUAAUGGCGUUGAUUUAUCGGAAGAUGAAGCUGAAUCAUGUGUUCAUUUACUCGUGAAUGAACCUGAUGAAGCUUUGAUUAGCGCUGUUCUUGUCCUUCUCAGAGCUAAAGGAGAAACUGUUGAAGAAGUUUCGGGGUUGGCAAAGGCUAUGAUGAGACAUGCUACCAAGGUUGAAGGUUUGGUUGAUGUGGUUGACAUUGUUGGUACUGGAGGGGAUGGUGCAAACACCGUUAAUAUUUCAACGGGGUCUUCCAUUCUUGCUGCUGCCUGUGGUGUAAAAGUCGCAAAGCAAGGAAGCCGUUCGAGUUCUUCUGCCUGUGGAAGUGCUGACGUGCUAGAAGAAUUGGGAGUUGUUAUUGACUUGGGUCCGGAGGGGGUUAAAAAGUGCGUGAAUGAAGUCGGAAUUGGAUUUAUGAUGUCACCAAAGUAUCACCCUGCAAUGAAGAUUGUUAGGCCUGUAAGAAAGAAGCUCAAAGUAAGAACUGUAUUCAAUAUAUUGGGUCCAAUGUUAAACCCAGCACAGGCGCCUUAUGCAGUUGUUGGUGUAUACACAGAAGACUUGGUCUUCAAAAUGGCCAAAGCACUUAAUAAAUUUGGCAUGAAAAGAGCUUUAGUUGUCCACUCUGAAGGUUUGGAUGAAAUUAGUCCUCUUGGACCUGGUUUGGUGCUCGAUGUUACUCCAGGAGGGAUUGAUAAAUUCUCAUUUGAUCCCUUGGAUUUUGGCAUUCCUCGGUGCAAUCUUGAAAGCUUAAAGGGCGGUGAUCCAAGAUACAAUGCAGAGGUUCUCAAACGUAUUCUGGGUGGAGAGAGAGGACCUAUUGCAGAUGCUUUUGUUCUCAAUGCUGCAGCAGCUCUCAUGGUAAGUGGCUUUGUGAGGAACCUAGCUGAAGGGGUGUCUUUGGCGCGUGAAACACAACAAUCAGGAAAAGCUCUCAAGACUCUCAACUUGUGGAAGGAUAUCUCAAAUAAAAUAAAAGAUGACGCAGCCAUAUAAAUAUUCCUGAAUCAUUUUAUGUGAACCAGGUUUAAGUUUUGUAAGCUGCAUUCAUACAGGAGGGAGUCUGAUACUGUACAUGUAUCGUCAAAUAGAUAUACAAAAGUAAUUUAAAUUAGUAUCAGCUGUAAGAGUAGCUAUCCUUCAGAUCUGUGCAAAAUGUAACAUUUCCCUCUAGUUUACUGGUGAAAUCGUUGUACGUAAUAAGAUUAGGGAAUGUUGUAACUGUGUUUCAUUCAAUUAUAGAUAAUAAAAAUGGUUUUUUCA